UCGCAACAAUUUAUUUUUCUAUUUUUGUGAAACCUCAUCGCUCAUUUCUUCUUCCUACAUCUCCAUAGAUUCAUCAUCUUUCAACACCAAUUUUUUAUGAGUAAACCGAGAUGGUUUCAAGUAUUGACAGAGGAAGAGUUUGAUGGAUACUGCAAAAGGCAUAGUUGUGGUUUCCGAAAAAACAUCUUCAGGUUCGAGUCCUGUGACGUAGUGUGCCUCGAGGGCAUAGAUUCGUAUCAUAUUCAACCUCAUGUUCAAGUGGUCACCUUGUUUGAUCUUAACGCCAUUGCGCUGGACCAAAUCUCUGAUUUCUUUGAUUGUUUCCAAAUUCAAGUAACGAAAAAUAAUGGAGGGAAGGAGUAUAUAGCGUUGAGGCCAUGGAGAGACUGUGUAACUACUACAGAAGGUUGCACUAAGCAUGUCCGUGGGAUUAAUUCCAAGUUCUGCUCUUUCACAUGCAAGAUCGAACAUGUUUUGGAGCAUGAAGGUGAUUUGUCUAGCAUUACUAGACUUUGGUCGGAGGAUGAUUCGAGAGAAAUAUCAGAACAUGUUGGUGAUUUAUCAAUCCAUCCUUGUGGUGAUCCAGAGAGAAUCUUUCCACUCAAGAAGAGGUCUCGAAGAAGAAGAGACUUUUAUGACAGCGACGAAGACAUUUAUGGAUCUUACUAGUUUCAGAGAUAUCUCUUUAGUUCUUAUAAACAUUGUUCACAUGUCUUACUAGUUUUUUGUGUGGAUCUUACUAGUUUCAUAGAUAUCUCUUUACUAGAAGAAGUGUGUUUAGUGAUAUGUCUGAGGCAAGCCAAAUGAGAAACGUGAAAAAGAUUUAGUUGUUUU
Molecule: messenger RNA, 834 nt
Organism: Arabidopsis lyrata subsp. lyrata
Lineage: Eukaryota; Viridiplantae; Streptophyta; Magnoliopsida; Brassicales; Brassicaceae
Exons: 3
Coding region: 97-669 (190 amino acids)
Source: RefSeq, a predicted model, not a curated record